Molecule: messenger RNA, 1116 nt
Organism: Jatropha curcas
Lineage: Eukaryota; Viridiplantae; Streptophyta; Magnoliopsida; Malpighiales; Euphorbiaceae
Product: protein LURP-one-related 15
Source: RefSeq, a predicted model, not a curated record
UGUCCUUACAUUGCAAAUUAAGCAAAGGUAGAUUUUCAACGCGCUAGACCUGUCUUGAGCUUCACGCCGAAAUCAUCAUAUAUAUGAUGUACCCAAACUAACCCAGUCCAGUCCAAUCCAUCACAGUAAUAUCACCGAUUCAAGACCAGAAAAAUCUUUUUCACCUCGCUUUAUACCCAGUUUCUAAUAAAUUUGUGGUUGUUUGAUAUGGCUUCGCAACCGAUUCCGGCGAUGACUUCGUACCAGCAAGUACAGUCUCCGGUGGUGGUAAUCGGACCGCAAUUCUUGGCGCCGUAUCCAGUGGACCUUAAAGUGGCCACCAAGCUAUUGUCUCUUGGAGAGUGUAAUCUCGGAGUUACUGACGCUAACGGUGCCCUUAUUUUCAAGGUUAAAAGUAAACUCUUGAGCAUCCGUGACCGCCGUUAUUUGCUUGACGCUGCCGGUAAUAUCCUUGCCACUUUCCGACAGAAGAUAAUGACUGCACAUAGGAGAUGGCAGGUUUUCAGAGGAGACAGUACAGACAGCCAAGAUUUAAUUUUCAGCGUUAAGAAGUCAUCUCUAAUUCAAUUUAAAACUGAAUUAGAUGUAUUUUUAGCUGCUAACACAAGGGAAGAUGUCCCUGAUUUCAAGGUCAAAGGAAGCUGGUUUGAGAGGUCCUGCACCAUAUAUCUUGGUCAAUCCAAUACCAUCAUUGCACAAAUGCACAGAAAGCACACUCUUUCAACCAUAGUGUUUGACGCAGACAAUUUUGGUGUGACUGUGUAUCCCAAUAUUGAUUAUGCCUUCAUAGUAUCUCUUGUUGUGAUUCUUGAUGAGAUCAACGAGGAUCGUCGUGGCGAUGAUUAGAUAGUACUUCUAUUUAAUCUUAUGCUUCCAGUAAAACGGAAGCUAAAAGAAAUAAAAAUAGAAGAAAGCGAAUUGUAUUUUGUUGCUUUCUUUAUGGAAGAUCAUGGGUUGGAGUGAACAAGGAAUGACUUUGCUUUCCUCAUGAAAGAAUGUACUAUGUUUUAACGUUUGAUGCUGACAUGAAUUUGUAGUUUGUUCUUUUUAUGUAUAUAAGUUGGAGAAUAUGUACAAUUUCAUAUAAUCCAGGGAAUUUUGUGGGCGUUAGAAAAA